Messenger RNA from Somion occarium, 1721 nucleotides. NCBI's taxonomy places the organism in Eukaryota, Fungi, Basidiomycota, Agaricomycetes, Polyporales, Cerrenaceae. The record is from the annotation of a GenBank genome assembly.
AGUAUCCGACAGUCAGGGCCAUCCUUUCAAGUUUAAACCACCCUUCAAAGAUUCAAGUUUCGUACAAGUCCUUUCCACACAGAAGUAGACGAAAUUAUCCAGUCAUAUCGACACCUUUUCUAUGGGAAAAGCUUUGGAUGAAGAUGUGCAGUUCUUGUAUUCUGUUGCUCCUGAACCCUUCCUUUGUGAGCUAUGCGCCGCAAACCUAGAUAAGGAGACUCCGCAAGCUAGGCAGGCGCAUUAUGACAGCCACCUAGACAAUGAAUCGCAAGCUUCAGCUUCAACGAGUAAACCAAAGAGCCCAACUAAGGCUCUCCCUAAUGCUAAACGAAUCUUCACGAGGGAACGUACAUCUGAGGAGUUCUGGUAUCCCUCCAAGAGCACACCGUCACCCAGGAACCAUACCCCAUGAAAGCUUUGAUACCCCUCAUUCGCAAAGCUUUACUCAGACUCCAUGCCAAAGGUCAAGUUCAGAAGGCGUAUCUGUGCUUUCCAGGUGCUGUGCAUGUUAGUCAGGAGCUCUGGGACGCCGGGUGGGGUUGCGGAUACCGAAAUUUCAUGAUGGCAUGUUCGUCUAUGGUGGAACGAGAUCCAAUUUACUUCCCUUUACUCGAUGACCCCAUACCUCCCGGUGUGCGGAAUUUGCAAUCUUGGAUAGAGCAAGCUUGGCAUGAGGGCUUUGAUCUGGAAGGCGCAGAGCAGCUUCGAAAUAAGCUUGCUGGUACUUCAAAGUGGAUUGGAACAGCAGAGCUUUAUGUUGCCUUCACAUAUCGAGGUAUUCCCUCACAACUAGUCGACUUUGAUCUGACGCGACAUGGAGGAAUAGAACCUUUAUUAAAUUGGGUCGUGGAAUACUUCGCCGCCGAGUCUGAUAAACAAAGCACAGUCAACGAUGCUUUGCGUGGAGCUACACCCGUUGUGGUGACCGAUAAGAUGCCUUUCAUAUUGCAGCACCAAGGACACUCUCGUACAAUCAUAGGCUUUGAGCGACGAAAGGAUGGCACGAUUAGCCUGCUCAUGUUCGACCCAACGUUUUUACCUAAACACGUCAGAGAUGCAGCAUUGUCCAUUCACUCUGGCGAUAGUUCUAGCCCUGUCUCGCUAUCGUCUGAGAGGCACAAUCUCUCACCCUCCAAGUUAUUCAACAAGGUCAUGCACCCAUAUAAGAGCGAACGGAAACGGAAAGCGAGCGACACAAGUCCCACUGCCCAUUCAACCAAACGUGUACGGAACGGCGAUAUUGACAACGACGUAAUUGUGAUCGACAGUGAUGACGAGAACGCACCGGGACCGAGUCGCAAACCUAGUUUCACACCCGAAUUGGACCCUAUCGCAGUCAUAAAGCCGUUUCGUCUUCCACCUGACAAGUUGAAGAGAAAUGACAAGUAUCAGAUACUCUAUUUCCCUAUGACAGACUCCUGGGAUCGUUCCGCUCGGCUUGCUCGUCGCAUUGUCACCAGUGUGAAGAUGGUCUAGGUUACGUGUAAGCGAAGACUGGUGCGGAUUACAAUGGAUACGACGACGACUUGUGUAACGGCGCAUCACUGUGCAUUCUGAACCUCAUACAUAUUGGGCACCACACCGUACUGUUAUACCAUAGUAGUUUAUAUUAUUACAGACGUACAUAUGUUUGGCAUUGUCUGGUAUCUAUUAAUGCGUUGUAAUUAUACAGAGUACAUGGAUACAGGAUGAAGGGCAAAUACACAAACAGUCAUCCACUC